Messenger RNA from Drosophila takahashii, 11847 nucleotides. RefSeq names its product fap1 adhesin. Gene Ontology annotation, molecular function: protein binding. NCBI's taxonomy places the organism in Eukaryota, Metazoa, Arthropoda, Insecta, Diptera, Drosophilidae. The record is from RefSeq and is a predicted model, not a curated record.
UGGCAUUACUUGCGCGUCCAUUGCAAAAAAAAAAAUUCCUGCACAGAGUUUUCGCUACAAUUAACUGACUCUCCGGGAAACUCGUGAUGUAGGCCGCUAAAAAAGGCGAUUAAUGGAAAAGUGUAAACGUAAUAAGUGUAAAGAUUGUGGAUGUAGUGUUUAUUUGUAAUCGCAGUGCCCCAGAUUUCGCAAUUGCUUAGCGGCUUUUCACAGCGUUCGCUUCGGUAUUCGUUUUCCCCGCACCCAAGCCGCAUUUGAGACGCCGCUCGGAAAAUGUUCCUGGACGGCGCUAGGCUGCGCUACGAGGAUGAAAAUGGUGAAACGGUGGUCCUGCCGGCCAAGGGACGCACCUUCCUGGUGGGCUCCUACCUGACCUGCGACCUGUUCCUCGAGGGGCCGCAGGAUGAGCGCCUGGUUUGCGAGAUAAACUGCGACGCCUUCGGCAGGGUCUCCAUCCACAACAAGUCCAGCGUGGACCCUGUGCGCCUCAACGACCGAGUACUCCAUGGCAAUGGCUGGCGACCGCUGCUCCAUGGCGAAAAGAUCACCAUUCUGGGCAAGGUCUACACCUGGGAGUUCCCCAAAUCCUCGGCCGAAACGCAGGAUGCCCCAGGCACCCCAGAGCGCCAGCCGCUCAACGAGCCAGCCCCGAAUUCCUGCCCCUCGAUGAAGCCAUCGCAUCGGCCGCAGCUCGAAAAACGUUUGACGGUCCACAAUUUUCAGUACUGCAUCAAUUCGGAUGACGAGGGCAAUACAUCCAUAGAGUUGGAGGAGAAUGUCAGCCUAAAUAUCUCCACUCCAUCCAACGCAGUGGCAGAGGCGUCAACCUGUGUGUCGCCGAAAGUGAAUCUUCUGGAGGCCACGCAGAACAAGGAGAACACGGCAACGCCACCGGGCAGCCAUAAGAAGCUGCUGAAGCUAUGCGCCCUCUCCGACGUGGUCAUCACCUCGUUUUCGCCGCGCGAAACAGGCGUCAAGGUGGAGAAGUCCUUCACCUGUGUGCGCAAGCCGGCCCACGCGGCCUCCACUUCCUCUUCGGUGACCGUUUCCACGCCCAAGAGCGUCUAUAGCACUCCGAAGGGCGGUGUGCUCUCAGCACUGAACGAAGACAGUUGCAGUAGAGAUCUGAUGGACUUCUGCACGCCAUCUACUUCUACGAAGGCCAAGCGGGCUUCCUCCAUGUACUUGAUCGACUUGACCACCCCCUCGAAACUGCGGCCAACACCCAAACAGACGCCCAUCAGUGUGGACAGCACGGACGAAUCGUCCGAUGCAUCGCCACUGGUCAUUGACAUAACCAACUCCGCAACGCCACCGUCACCGGGCCCCUCACAACGCUACAAAACUCCCAAGCGGCCGGCUGGCAACACGGGCGCCACGCCAAAGCGAACACCGCAGUCCCUGAUGAAAAGGGCGCUGCUGACCAGUACCAAGAAGCAGAUCGCCGCCAACCAGACGGAUAAGACCACGCCAGUGGCCACCGCCAAGAGGCAAUCGCUGCUGGAGGCUCGUCGACAGUGCUUGUCCACGCCACGUCGCCUGCCAUUCCAUCCGCACAGGCGGACGCCAAUCCAACGGCCAGAAGAACAUGCGCGAGGCAAGGUGCCCAAAACCUCGCCACGCAGACGAAAAUCUCUGAUGGAGUCUCCCCGGGAGAACAAGGUCUCCCAGCUUCGAAAGUCAUUUGCGGCAUCUAAACGCAGUCCCGGCGUUGACAAGAGCAACAAGCUGGUGGCCAAGGCACGACGAGCGCUCAACUCGCCCAAGAGCGGAUCCCCCUUGCCGGGCUCACCCAAACCUUCAUCGCCUUGUCCGCGAAAAACAUUUAACGUUUCCCAAAUCAAGAGCUCCACACCUGAGAAACUAGAUGACUCAAAGGACGAGCUAAGCCGCACUUUUACCAUCAUGGAUGACACGCAGGGAAAGGAACGCAGUGCUGCAGGAGCGGUUAUUGAAGCGGUGGCUGCUCUCAUAACAGGCGAGGUAGAGGAUGAUGUGUCCUUCCAGCUGGGCUCCGUAUUUAAGACGAGUCCUUCUCUUAAUAAGUCAAAAGAACCUAUAUUGGUGGAACACAAAGUUGAGGCUACCAGGCCAUCAAAUGAGAAGGAUAUUGAUACAAAUUCUGCCGAGGAAAAGAUGAAUUCUAAGACAGAUGAUGCCAUAUUCAUUGAGAAUGAAUCUAAACUAGAGAAUGACUUGGAAACCGAUAAGGAUCAGGAAGAAACUAAAAGUCCCUCGAAUGCAAGUCUUCAAGACAAGGAACAACACGAAACUUUAAGCAUUCCUGUCAACGAAAAAGGUGAGGAGCCGAUCGACGAUAGCAUUUGCGAGGAGGUUCAUGCAAAUAUUCCCAAAGGAAGCGAUAUUGCUAAUCCUGAAAGCAUAAUUGAGGACAACAUUUGCGAAGAGGUGCCAUCGGACAGUAAAACUACUGGUGAAUCUAUUUCAAUUGGCGAGACCAAACAAAAGAUGAACGAACAAACUCCAAAUGUGAAUACCCCUGUGCUUCGACGGAGUUUGCGCCGCCUCUCUGUUGACCAGAAGGCAGUGGCUACAACGCCACGCAGGAGCACUCGGCGAUCGUCGAUGGAGGCCAGCAAUAAGCAGGUCUUGAAUGAAAACAAUAAGCGCUCACGCCGCGCUUCCUGCUCGGCGGUGGAGAGUCAGCCAGAUGUGGGUACUCCGCAGCGCAAGCGAAGACUCACGCAGGAAAUGUCGACACCAACGCGACAAUCGAAGCGUCUGCUAAACACGCCCAAGCGGGAACUUCAAGUGGACGAAUCUGUUGGCGACAUGGGAGUCAUUUUAGAAGAAGCUGGUCAAGAAGAUGAGGAGAAAUCUGCCAUCGCUGACGACGAGAAUUAUGGCAACGAACUGCCAGCCGAUGAAGUGGACAAGGUUGACUACCACGGCCUGAGGGAUUUGUUGAAAACACCCAAGAAUUGCAGCACACCGCGCUUCAAAGGACUGCGGGAAAUGAUGCGCACUCCGAAGAUUCCCGCCUCACCAAUUUUGAGCAACAUGGCCAAGCUGUUGGAAACUUCUGUGGGUAACACUCCUCACCACAAGAGCAGGAGCACGACAGUGGCUCGCGUGGAACAGGGAAAAGCACUGGACGGAAUUUUAAAGACGCCCAGCGCCAGGAAUAUAAUGGUGCCCAAUGAGCCAGCUAGCGCGGUAUUAAAGUCUCGCGUGGAUUCCUUGGCGGCGACCACUGAAUAUGAUCUGAACAUGACAAACACCACGUUGCAUCUGGACAAGAUAUUCGACGAUGUCCCCGAAACGAGUGGAGCCCAUUUGGAGGACACCGAAACCGAGAUAAAUGUGACUGCGCUCAGCACAGCGACGAGUGCGGAUCCCUUGGGUGCCUCAAAGCUAAAUGAAUCCGUAUCAUCCGAGGCUCUGAUGAGUGUCUGUCAUAAGGAUCAUAAGGAUCACAAGGAUCCUCUGACAAGCACCACAUACAAGGCAGCUUUGCAGGCCGAUCUCAAUCUAAGCGGCAUUACAGAUGCUGGCUCCAGGACGACCUCGCCAAACCCAAACGAGAUGAGUGGCAUACAGUUGUUGGACCAAACUUCCGACUCUAUGUUCUCCGAGGCUCUCGUGGUGUCGGCCGUGGACUCGUGCGACGUCACUGUUGAUGAGACGAAGGCUUCGGGGCAAACCAUUCAGCCUACGGAUAACAUUGAGGAUCGCUCGGACACGGACUCAAACGUUGGCCUUACCGAGCCCUUGGUGUUUAGUGAUGACGAGGAGCCAGAGGAUUCCGAAGUCUCUCCCAAAAAAUCGACUGAUUUCGGGGAACCAUCUGUAGCUUACAAACUAGAGGAAUCCGCUGAUUUGCCUGAAAACAAAUCUGCUAAAGACACAUCAAGUAUAAAUGAAAUAUCUCUGAUUGAAGUUGAAGAUACCACAUUAGAGGGCAGUACUAGCGAAGCAAAUGUACAAGGUGACAAAGAUCAAGACGAGAAAUCUCUGGAAAUUAAACUCGAUAUUUCCAAGGAUGAGGAGUCACCAGCUGAAGAAAAUAAUGAACCCCCAGCGGAGGAAUUGACUAUCAUAGAGUCUGAGAUAUUUCCUCUGGACUCAACUGCAGAUAGUUCCGUUAAUUCUUCCAAUGUUCUCAAUUGCAAUGAAGAGAAGAUUUUACCUAAAGUUGAUCCAAAACCAGACAAUUUAGAGUCGACGAAUCUUGAUGAUGGCGAAACAAAAGAAGUUUUAGUUGAAAAAGCUACAGAGAAAGGCGUUUCUCAUUUGGAUAAAUCAGUCAUCGAAACAUCACCUGCCGAAAAGACUACCGAAGCAGAAACCACUCAAGCGCCGAUUGAAGCCUCGUCUUCCAAAGGAGAAUCAACAGAAAUCAAAUCUGAUGUGGUGCCGACUGCUCAACCAGCCAUAGAAGUGCACACUGUUGCAGAAUCUGAUCAACCAGUCAUCGAAGCAACACUUUCCGAAGAACUCUCCGUUGAGAACCAAUCUGAUGAAGUACAUCUUUCAAAGAAAACUAAUCCUAAAGAACCCAUUGAAGAAGGGACUACUCAAUCAGUCAUCGAAACAUCAUCUGCCGAAGAAGUUUCAGAAAAAGGACAACCUGAAGAAGUGCCUACAGAUCCAGAAUCUAAUCAAAUUGCCAUCGAAACAUCACCUCCCAAACACCUUUCCGAAGAAAAUAUUCCUGACGAGGCUCCCACGCAUGGGGAAACUGAUCAAGAAGUCACACAAACUUCUCCUGCCGAGGAACUUCCUGAUAAAAUUGAGGAAUCCAAUCAACCUGUCAUCGAAACAUCACCUUCCGAACAACUUACCGAGGAAAACAAAACCAAUGAGGUGCCCAAAGAUAGUGAAACUGAACAGCAAGACAUCAAAACAGCAUCUGACGAGGAAAUUUUAGAAGAAGUCAAGCCUGAUGAGGUGUCUACUGAUGCAGAAUCUAAUGAACCUGUUGUUGUAACAUCGAGUCCCGAACCACUUUCCACAGAAAACAAACCAGAUGCAGAUGAGGUGCCCACCGCUGGAGAAACUGAUCAGGAAGUCAUCAAAGCAGACCCUUCACAGGAACAUUCAGAGGAAUCCAAGCCCGAUGAAGUGCCCACAGAUACAAAAUGUGAUCAAUCUGUUAUUGUUUCCAAGGAAAAUAAACCUGAUGGCGAAGCAGAUCAAAAGGUCAUUGAAACCUCUCCUGCGAAAGAUCUUUCAGAGGAAACCAAACUUAAUGAAUCCAUUGAUAAUAAACCUAAUCAUGCUGUCUUCGAAACAUCACAUGCCGAGAAACCUGCAGAAGAAGCCAAGACUAAUGAUCAUCACCAAACUGAUUCCAAAUCGAAUGAAUCCGUUAUCGAAACAUCACUUUCCAUACAACAGGAAGUCAUUGAAUCUCUCGAGGAACUUUCAGAAGAAGUUAAGGCUGAUGAGGUGUCCAGUAAAACAUCCAGUCCCAAUCAACUUUCCGAAGAAAAUCAACCAGAUGCAGAUGAGGUUCCCACUGAUGGUAAAACUGAUCAAGAAGUCAUCGAAACAUCACCUUCGAAUGAACCUUUGGGGGAAGCCAAACCUGAUGAGCCCUCUAAUCAAACAGUCAGCGAAACAUCACCGGCCGCGAGAAAUUCCACAGAAGCUUAUCUUCAUGAUGUGUCCACUGGCGAAGAAGCUGACCAACUAGUCAUCGAAACAUCACCAGCCGAAGAACUUCCGGAGGAACCCAAACCUGAUAUUGAAAAGAACAAUGACGCACCAACUGAAGAUACACCUAAAUCAAAGGAGCCACUUUCAUCUGGAAGCCCGAACAUCAACCAAAAUGUUGGUCAAGAUAAAAUUGAACCAUCACUUGCCGAAGAAAGUCCAGAUGAAGCCAAACCUGAUCUUAAAAAGCACAAUGAUGCACCAUCUGAAGAAACACCAAGUCAAGCAGAUAAGCCACUUUCAUCUGGAAGCCCAAACAUCAACCAAAAUGUAGCUCAAGAUACAAUUGAAAUCGUUGAUACUGGUGACAGUGCAGCUUUCGAUGAAGUCUCUGCUAUCGAUGGUGAUCAAUUUGAGGAUCAACAGACUACUCAAAUCGAAUCUGUGAUUAUUUCCUCUGACUCUGAAGACAAAGAAGAACUUUCGGCCGACUCAAAUGCAGCUAUGAAAGAAACUUCUGUUGAAUUGUCUUUCAACGCAACAAUUGAGAUCGAAGAUUCUGAAGAUGAGGAUCCGAAGCAGGAUGAUACACCAACGCGCCAAGUCGCCAAUGUUCCUGAGCAAAUUGAAGAUGAGCUGGGAGUGAAAACUGUUCCGGAAGCCGACUGUAUUGCUGAGCAAUCUUCUGAAAAAGUAGAACUUAAAAGUGAAAAGUCGUUGCCUACGGAUACAAGCGAAGCUUCUUCAAGUGAAGCCACAAAUGAAAGCCCGAAGGUCUCUCCUCAUAAUGAAAGUUCGCAUAAUGAAGAAUUCUCCAUGGUGCAUGAAAAUGAAGUUUCUUCCAUGAAGGAAUCUUCAAAGGAAGUGAAAACUGCGGAUAAGAAAGACGAAGAAGUAUCCAAUGAAAACGGUAAUGUUCCGAGCUUAAUGGUUCAGACUCCGCUGGAUAAAACAUCACAAGAGACUGAUCAGAAUAAUGAAGUGUCUGUUCUGGAAGAAUCAAGUAGAUCCAGCAAAACCAAGGAAGAUACACCCGUGGAUACAGAAAAAACUGAGGAAUGCCAACAUAUAAAGACCUCUGAUCAGGAAAUUGACGAUGAAGUGAUUCAGUUGGAUGCCUCGAGCAUAGAAAAUACACUAGAUGAAAGUUCCACCACCGAUCAUCACAAAGAGGAUUCAAUUUUGGACAAAACAAAGGAAGGUACGACCGUUGAUGAAAAGGAAACCUCGCAUUGUCGAGAUGAGAGUUCAUUUAUUGAAGAUGGCGAAACCAAUAAGCCCAAAGAAUCAUCUGUUUUCGAAGAAACCAAGGAAGAUAAGGAGUUAGACAAAGAGGAAACUGAGAAAUAUAAUCAUAACGAACCUGACGAUGAAGUAAUUCAGUUGGAUGCCUCAAGCAUUGUUGAGGAAACUCCACUGAAUGAAAGUUCAUCGAUUGAAGACUCCAUUGGUGAUUCUAUUCAGGAGGACAGCGCUAAACAAGUUAAGGAUAUACUUGAAGAGAAAGAGUCAUUUAAUCAAAACGGCGUUGAAGAUGAGGUGAUUCAUGAAAAUUCCCUUAUCGAAGAUUUCAUCACUGAUCACCCAAGCAAUGUUCCUCUUUCGCCGGAAUCAUCGUGUCUCGACCAAACUAAGAAAACAUUAUCAACGGAUAAAAAUCAAAUGGAUGGAGAAAAAGUAGAAAAUGAUCAGGCUGCAGAAGCGACAUUAGAUAAAUCUUCGGACAAUCAAGAAGUCAAGGCUCUGGAUCAAAAUAUUUCUCCACAAACCGAAGAGUUACCCGACCAGCAAAAGUCCUUGGAUAAUAACAUCCUGCAAGAGUCCUCCGAGAAAGAUAUGUCUCCCAAUACUUCAUCUGUAAUCACGGAAUUCUCUGGACCCCACAAACUGGAAGCAGAAAAAUAUAAACAGUCGAAAGAAAUUUCAAUAGACAUCACAUCUGCACCACCAGUAAUACUAAAUGCAUCAAGCUCCAAUGGCUCAGAAACUACAGCUGAAUUUGAGGCUUCAUCAUCACUCGCUGACAAACUUCCUAUCCAUGAAUCUGCGAACAAACCUGAAGUUCAUCUUCAAGACGUAUCUAGUGCAAUAUGUGAAGAGCAGGAAGCUCCAACUAAAGUACAGGAUGUUGUAAAGGAAGACAUUUCGAAAACAUCUUCAGGUGCAAACGAAUCAGAUUUGCAUGACGAUCCGAAAUCCAUCUCUAAAAGCAUUAAUUCAUCGCGCGAUGAGGCUCAAAUAGCUGUCCAAAAUGAGUCAAUAAUUGACUUGGAUGCCUCAAAUGAUGGAAAAGAUGAUGAAGAAGAUGUUGAAUUCAUAUCAGAACAAGAAAAGAUGAUUGUCCCCAGUACGGAGGAAGUAACAAAGCAAGGCGAGCAACCGGCUAAAGUUGAAGUUUCCGAACAGAUUGAUAUUAUUGACUUAGAUGAUUCCAGUUCUAGCGCCCAGGGAACUGAAACAACAGACGUCGAAGCUCCUUCAGUUACACCUCAAGAAGAAAAAGAACCGGUUGUAUCUAAUAUUUCUGAUUCAAAGGAACCUCGGACAUCAGUUGAGCCGGUUAAAGUGGACGCCGUUCAACCAGCGCCGGCUGAAGAAUCUCUUAACGCCCCUAAAAAUAGUUAUAUUCAGGAAAUUCUUGUCGGUCCAGCCCCUACCGAAGAAAAACCAGAAGUUUUACAGGAUCUUUCUGCGUCCACGGAUGAUGUCAAACCAAGUCAAACCAAUUCAGAGGAAAAACCAAUUGAGGAGUCUGCUCAAAAUACGACAAAAGAAGAAAUUGACUUACAAAAUAAAAACGAGGAGCAGCCAAUUUCCGAAACAGACUCACCACUUCAGUCAACGAAGAUGCCUUGCGAGCCAUUAAUUCAUGAAAAGAAGUCACCGGUUGAAGGAGUAUCUACGCCACUAAAGCGAGUGACUAGGAAGGGAUCGGCUUCCUCUGAUAGACCUGCAGAAGCUGGCGUGUCUGAACGGCCAAAGAGGCUGGCAAGGAAGCCAUCUGCUGAAGUUUCGGAAAUCGAAGACCGUGCUGUGGAUAACAAGCAAGCGGAUGAUGCCCACGUUAAGCCCAAGAGCCGAGCCAGAAAACCAUCAGCAGAUGUAGAUGACGACAAACAAGAAGCCAUUACUGAGAGAAGAAGAGGACGAAAACGUACUCCAUCAGUAGAAGUUCCUGAAACUACGGCACAGACCCAAUUGAAAGCCAAUGAAGAAGACCCGAAACCCGAAGAAGCUUUGCAACCCAUCCUAGAAGAAGAGCCGGAGCCAACAGUUGAGGAGAAGGACUCAAAGGCGGAGCAGGAAACCAAUCAGAGGGAAAUCACCGUAGAAAAACCCAAGAGACGUGGAAGGAAGGCCUCUGCCAAAGAAACGGAAGCCACAUUGAACACUGAAGAAAGGACGAAACAUGUUUUCGAGGCCCUCAACGAAGAUAAAAGUGAGGAGCCUGAAGAGCCGACUGUAUCAAAGGAGGAAACCAAGUCAGGAGUUGAGGAAAAACAGGAUGAGUCAAACCAGAAGGAGCUCACCUUAGACAAGCCUAAAAGACGUGGACGAAAGGCUUCUGCAAAAGAAACCGACACCGAGUUGGAGAAGAAAGAAAAGGUCGAAGAUCUCUUGGAGGCUGUCAACGAAGAUGGAACUCAAGAACAGAAGCCUGUUGAGGAAUCGCAUACUUCUAAUAAGGCGAAUGAGAAGGUUGAAUCAGAGGAAACCAUCAUUGAAAAACCAAAAAGACGAGGACGCAAGGCAUCUGCAAAAGAAACAGAAACUUCUUCAGACCAGAAAGAAAAGCCUGAAGAAGACGAAGCGCCGCACUCCAAUCAAGAUAAUGCGGAUCAUUCUGAGGAAAAGGCGCCUCAAGAUGCAUUACUCGAAUCCAAGGAAGAGCAAGAAAUAACGGCAGAGACUGAAACUAGUGCCCACCCAGCCAAGUCAAGUCGGAGAGCACGAAAAGCAUCUCCAGAAGACUUAAGUAACGUACCAGACAAGAAGCACAAACAUGAGGACCAGCAACCUAUUGAAAAACCAGAUGAUGAGUCAAAGGACGCAGGUAAAGCGCGCGAUGAGCGGCCGAAGCGAAGGGGUCGUAAGCCAUCAGCAGAGGUGGUAGAAACUGAAGCUACCGUUCAAGAAGGUCAGUUAGAUGACCAAAAUAUGCCCCAACCGAGAGCGCGCAGAUCAGCGGAAAAUAUUCCUGCCAUUGUCCAGGAACCAGCUAAGGAUGAACACAUUGAAAAACCCAAGCGUCGGGGACGCAAGCCUUCCGUGGACGUUGAUCAUGUAGCCCAAGAAGUUGCAGGGAAGCCCAGGCGAAGGGGCAGAACACCAGCCGGAGAAGAGAAGCAGGAGCCACCAUUGCAGGCUGCGGAGCCUGAGAAAAAGACCAGGCGCAAUGCUCGCAAAGCUUCGGCUGAAACUGUAGAGACGGUAGUGGCAAGCGAGGAUGCGCAUCUUCAGCAAAUCGAAGAGGCAGCCGAACCGGUUUCGGAAUCUGAAGCCUCGCCAGCUAAGCCUCCGCCAAAGGAAGAGGAGCAAGAGGAGCACAAAACGCGGCGACGCGGUCGCAAGCCCACGGCGGAGACGAUUGAGGUGCCGCUGAUGAAAACGAGCUCGCCAGAGAAAUCCGACGAGAUUCCCUCCCACUCACGCAGGCGUGGGCGCAAGGCCACCGAGGAUGAAGCGGCCGCAACCGUGGAGAUAGCGGAAAUCCCUUCGGAGUCUCAAACCGAGGCAAAGCCAACGCGACGCGGCAGGAAGCCAAGUGCUGAUGUGGAAGCACCGGAGAAGAAGCCACCAGCACGACGCGUUCGCAAAGCCUCAGCGAAUGUGGAUGAGGGAACGCCGGUGGCAAAGAAAGCGGCAACUCGACGCGGUCGCAAGGAGGAGACUCCUGCGGACGAGGAUAAGAAGCACAUCGAUUUACAGGAACUGCCAGCGGCCAGUGUUUCGGCCACCGUAAUCACCUCGGCCUCGCCGACAAAAACAGGCGACGCAGAAGAACUUACACCAAGGCGCCGAGAGGGACGCAACCUGCCGCGUAAAAACUACGAGGAGGCGCCAGACGAUGACAAGCCGCAGUCUGCCCAGCGACGGGCUCGCAAGCCGGCGGCCAGCAAGGCGGUGGCCAGUAAGGCGCCGGAGCCAGAGGCACUUAUAGCCACGCCCGUAGCCAAACCACCGCCAGUUGAAAUAGAAGCCACGCCCGAGAACACGGUGGUCAUGCCGGAGCCCACCACCUCGCAGCGACGCGAGGGACGGAAUCUGCCGCGCAAGAACUACACGGAGGCGCCGGACGACGACAAACCCACAUCGUCUCGCGGUCGUCGGGUGCGCAAUCUGACUGCCAAGGCCCUGGAAUUGAUUGUGGACUCCUCGCCGCGUCCAGCGACUCCAAAGAGGCCGAAGGCGAAGGCGGUGGAGGAUGAGGAGCCAGCGGCAAAGAAGGCGACCCCGGAGAUACCACCACCCGAAGAUGAGCUGGCGCCCGCGGCCAAGGGGCGCGGCACUCGCCGAAAGGUCGAGCACAGCGAAUCGGAGGAGUUGCCGGUUAAGAAGAACGUUCGCGCGGCGGCACGCAAAGGGAAAGUCGAGGCUGAACUGGAGGAACAUCAUCCGCCCGUCAAGAAGGCGCGGGGCGGAGCACGGGCCAAAACACCUGUGGAGGAGUCUGCGGAGGAGGAGCCGCUCAAGAAGCCCGCCGCUCGCAGUCGAGCACGCGGCGCCAAGGCAGCAGAGCCGGAACAGCCCGCCGAGGAUGUCCAGGACCAAGAUGCCACCACAUCCACAUCCGCGGCGACAGGGCGAGGUGGACGAGGCAGGAAAGUGCACUUCGAGGCGGCGCCCGAGGUCGCCACCACUAGUGAGGAUGCGCCAAAGCGGGCGACUCGAUCGCGCCGGAAGUAAAGUCUAUCAAUUUCAUUCAAAAGCUUGAAUUACUUUGUAUAAUUUUUUUGGUUAUUCUAUAAUUUUGCAUAUUUUCUUUUUUACGUUACUGACUUCUGUAUAAAAAGUUUGCAUUUAUCCAUUAAUCAAGGCACGAUAAUAUUUAAGUUCUCUUGUUAAUCCCCCAUUUCGGUGGGUUUUAUUUUUUGGGAUGGCUCCCCUUGCUCAGUAAAAAUCUAACCUUAAUAGGCUUAAGGCAUUAAACAUUAUUAAGAUAUAUAAAUACCUUUUAAGACACUAUCAAACAUCCAAACAACAAAUAAUAAAGAUUCGUAAACCUAU